Molecule: messenger RNA, 2316 nt
Organism: Batrachochytrium dendrobatidis JAM81
Lineage: Eukaryota; Fungi; Chytridiomycota; Chytridiomycetes; Rhizophydiales
Exons: 11
Coding region: 1-2316 (771 amino acids)
Biological process (GO): mitochondrial tRNA 3'-end processing
Cellular component (GO): mitochondrion
Molecular function (GO): 3'-tRNA processing endoribonuclease activity
Source: RefSeq, a predicted model, not a curated record
AUGAAAUACAGUCUGCAAAUCAGUGGUACGCAUUCCGGUGAUUGUUCCCCUUCGGUUAUUGUGCGAUUUGAUUCUGGUCGAUAUCUGUUCAAUUGCGGGGAAGGAACCCAACGGCUAUGUAAUGAGCACAAGAUUCGUCUAUCAAAACUAAGGGGAAUCUUUAUGACCCGCACAAAAUGGGACUGUAUCGGUGGUCUGCCUGGAAUGAUCCUUACUGUAGCAGACGCUGGUCUUGACUCGUUUCGACUGUAUGGGCCUCGCAAUCUUUCCUAUUUUUUGGCUGGAACUCGCAAAUUUAUGUUUAGGCCAAACAUUAAUAUAUCAGUAGUGGAUAUUGAAUCAUCCAAAUUUGACUAUAGCGACGAAAAUAUCCAUAUAAAAGCCAUUGCAUUGACUCCGGAACUAGGAGAUUCUAGUAUCUGCCCAAUCUCUCCACUUGCAGGGAGAAAACGAUCCAGUCACGAAUCUAAUCGUGAAAGUAAAGAUGACGCUUAUUUUCUUCAAAAGAUAAUUAAGCAAAUGUUUCCCAAGCAGCCUGAAGGUCUAUGUAGAAUAACAAUGCAAAAGCAAGUUCAAGAUAUAUGGGAUGAUUUUAAAUCUAGAGGCUACAAUUGGGACCAACUUCCGUCUACAGCAGACGAUGCAGUAUCGCUUUGUUAUAUAUGUCAAGGACCUGAGAUUGCAGGAACUUUGGAUCCAGUAUUGGCAAUGAAGCUUGGUGUUAAGCGUGGUCCAGAUAUGGGAAAACUUAAAUCGGGACAGACCGUGUUGUCAAUAAAUGGAGUUCCUAUUAGCCCUGAUCAAUGCGUCACUCCUCGUAGACCUGGCCCAGUAUUUUUAAUUCUCGACUGUCCAUCAAAAUCGUACAUAGCAUCAUUGAUUGAAAAUGCUAUAAUUAAACAAGCAGCAUCAGGGGAAAAACCAGCGCAAUGUGUUGUGCACAUUUGCGGUGAUAAAGUUUUAACCGAUCAGAGAUACAUUGAUUUUAUGAAUUCUUUUCCAAGUACUACGCAGCACAUUUAUAUUAGCGAAAAACACAACAAACAGACUUUAAUUUUUGAAUCUUAUACCAGAAUACAGAACCAGCUUCAUAUGCUUGAUAGUAGCAUGUUUUUAUUGCCUUAUGUUGCACCACCUCUGAAAGAUCUUCCUGUUGUUUUUGGUUUACCAAAGUCUGCUAAACCUGCCGAAUUACUUUUAUCGUAUCAAUUUGAGCCCAAACUGCUUAUAGAUGUUUCAGAAUGUCGAUCAGAGCUUGUCAUGGAAACUGGAACAAAUGCCUAUAAAGAAUACGUAUGCCUUGCUAAACAAACAGUAGAUGCUAUAAAUGCUGCUGAAAAAGAAAGAUCUGAUGCAAUGGCUGUUAGUCGAAAGGAUUUGCCACUACUGUCUGUGCCUGAUCCGACAGAAGGAGUUGCUGUUACACCUCUUGGAACAGGUUCGGCUAUACCAGGAAAAUAUCGUAACGUAAGCUCUACACUGAUUCAAACACCACAGAAUGCAUAUCUUUUAGAUGCAGGCGAGGGCACCUACGGACAACUAUUUCGCCAUUUUGGUCCUAUUGAAUUGCAACGAGUUUUUGAAUCAUUGUCGUUUAUGUGUGUAUCCCAUAUGCAUGCAGAUCAUCAUCUUGGAACAAUCACUGUUCUUUUGGAAUGGGCCAAGGCGACAGAAAAAACAAGUAAAAGACUAUUGUUGGUUGCUCCAACUCAGAUGUGGAAUUGGCUGUGUGAAUAUACUUUAGUUCAAAAGCUUCCAUUAGAUCGCAUUGAAUUCGUUGAUGCAGCAACUACCAAAUGGAAGCGCGAAGAUGGAGCCAAUCAAUCAUAUGCCACGAACAACAGUGUUUUUUUGAAAGCCGGACUUUCCAAGAUGACUACGGUUGGUGUUAACCACUGUCCCGAAGCGUACGCUAUAGUUGCAGAAACAAUCUCUGGAUUUAAAUUUGGGUUUUCCGGAGAUUGUCGUCCAUCCCAUGACUUUGCUAUUGCUGGUAAAGGUGCACACUUUUUGCUACACGAAGCAACAUUUGAUGAUGAAAAGCAGCAGGAAGCAAUUGAUCGACGACAUUGCACAAUCAAUGAAGCGAUUCAAGUUGGACAAGAAAUGCAAGCCAAGUGUUUAUUAUUGACACAUUUUUCUCAAAGAUAUCCGAAAUUACCAAACAUUGAUUCUCCCACAAACGAAUCUGUUGGGACUGCAACAGGGCCUAUAGUAGGAGCAGCAUUUGAUCUUAUGCGGAUUCCUAUACAGUAUUUUUGGAAAUUUCCAAAAAUGAUGCCUGCACUCAAACUCUUGUUUCCACCAGAAGAGUAG